ACCAAAAAGAACAUACUUCCAGAAACGAAAGUGAAAGUAGAACGGUUUCUGGUAGACUUUAGGAAAGUUCCACGUGAAGCCGUGUAGCUCAUACAUUGACUGACGAGUUUACGUCACAGGUAUUACAACCAUAUAAAAGCCGAGCGCUUCACAACACGCGCAGAAGACGGUACACAUAGGACUGUUCGGACUAUUUACAAUCACUUGUAACAACAUGUUGCGAACGUACGUCGUAUGUUAUCUGCUCCUCAUCAGCUGUCUGAGCGUCCGUGGCACAGAGGACAAGGAGAAGAGUUUCUUGGAUAGCCCGUGGUGCUGGGUCCCCGCUGUUGCUGGUGGAGCAGUAGUAGGUGCGGUAUUUGCUCCAUGGGCCCUUGGGGCCGGGCUCGCAGGAAUGGGGUUCACAGGAACAGGGAUUACAGCAGGCUCCCUGGCAGCGGGUGCGAUGUCUACAGCUGCGACGACAGGAGUGGGCGCGGGGCUCGUUGCAGUAGCACAGUCUGCAGGGGCUGCUGGUGUAGCUUUAGGAACGAAGACAGCAAUGGCCGCAGGCGGGGCAAUCGCAGGCUACUUCUCCAGCGGGUGCAAGGAGCCAAAUUGUUAAAAAGGAGACGAAAAGAAGUAGAUAAGAAACUGACGAUGUCAACUGGUUGCAGGUCGCAAAUAAACAUCCAUGUGGCCCAAGAUCACAGUUUCUAAUACAUAGUAUAUUUCAAACCUUGAAUUUGAUGUUAAAUAGUAAAAACUUGUUUCCUGAUGUUUCAAAAACUUUCAUUUGAUCUACCAUGAUGUUGAACUAUACAAAACAACACAUCCAACUGUCCAAUCUGCAAGUUAAUAUUUGAUGCAAAAUAAGCUUCGAUACAUAAUCGAUGUUUUUGGGGCGAACUUCAGCAGUGUAUUCUAAAUAAAGACGUUGACAUUCA
This is a messenger RNA of Haliotis rubra (blacklip abalone), 926 nucleotides long. RefSeq names its product interferon alpha-inducible protein 27-like protein 2A. Gene Ontology annotation, cellular component: membrane; mitochondrion. Bases 215 to 604 code for a protein of 129 amino acids. Gene Ontology annotation, biological process: apoptotic signaling pathway. The record is from RefSeq and is a predicted model, not a curated record. The transcript is spliced from 5 exons. NCBI's taxonomy places the organism in Eukaryota, Metazoa, Mollusca, Gastropoda, Lepetellida, Haliotidae.